CAGGGCCAUUUAAAGAUGGCGCCGUCCUCAAAGAACGCAAAACCGGCACCCUAUGGGCACCGCUUUUCUGUAUCAAGAAUUGAAGAUGUUUUGCCGGAGCUGUCAACAGCCCUGAAAGAAAAAGUUUGCGUUGUGUCCUUUAUCGGGAAAACUACAUUGAAGGGAAGCAGCGUGAAAGCAAGUCUCAUAGACGAUGUAUUGGGCAAUAAUGUGCUCGAGCCCGAGCUUGGAGUCGAAGAAGACAUCGGAAAAGACGAUUUCAGAAUCGAAGGCUUCUAUCACCGCGAAACCCGGGUCAUUUUCCUCUAUUGCGUCGGGAUGUUUGACUCGGCCUGCUUGGUCCAAGCGUGCCGGAGGCUGGAGGAAGACCUACACGAAAAAAGCUUCCUAGAAGUCUGGAAUGACUUCCACUGCACAGUUGCACAGACAAUGCUGUACCUCUUUCACCUGUCGCACCUUGUUGUGGUUGUUCAUCCAACUUCAACACUUGAUGUGAGCUAUGUGCACCUGUUCCGAACAUUGGACAAUGUCAGAGUGAACUGUCAACAAGAUGUCUCAGAUGCAUUGAAGUCAUGUCCAGUGUCUCCAGAAUGGCUCCAAAAUGGCCGUCCUUGCUCCCCAAGGGUGCUCUUUGUGUUCUUGACUUGCCCUUUAGAAGGAAGCACCACUGAGCUCCUUGAUGUAAGAGUGAAGACCAAGCCAUCGAAAUUGUCCCCCAUCAAGAAACUGGAGCAUUCUUUGGAAGACCAAGUUUACAGGAUCCUUAGAAAGAGUAGAGUCAUCACCAACAUCAGUGGGAACUCCCUUUUUGCUGUGCCUGCCAACCAGGAGUUUGUCUAUGUCCGAACCACAAGCUCUGUCCGCGAGGACAUGGUCGAUUUUUUUCUGCAGAAGCUCAAGGACUUCUGCUCUCCCGACUAUGACGAUGCACUGUCAGAAGACUUCCUUUCACUCUCUCUGGGUGGUGCUGAUGAAGCAUCCUCACAGGAGCACUCGUUUCCAGCUUUCCUCUGGCAGCACAUUGAGCUGGCUUUGUCCAAAGGCUUCGAUGACAAUGUUGGAAGGCACCCAGUUCCUGCUGAUUUUGAGCUUCCCACAGUGUCAAACUGGUUCAAGGUCGCAGCAAAGCUUCGGGACUUCUUCCUGUCUGCAACCUCCAUGGCAGGCUCUGCCAUGGCAUCAUCUCUGAAGGCAUCGCUCGACAUUGAUGUCCGUUUUUCAGAAGGACGAUGUGGAAAGGUCCUGCCUUUGGCGACAUCAGCAUAUCAAGAAGGGCUACCUACACACUACACUGCAGAGUAUCAUGAGAGGAAGCUGGCACGUGCGUACCAGAUGUUCAGCACACAUGCGAGAGGCCCUGCAUUUCAGCGAUAUGCACAGCAGCUGAAGGAGGACUGUGACCUUGUCUGGAAGUCGGGCCGACAGAUGUGCGAAGUGCUCAGUCUCACCGGGAACCAUUGCAUCAAUCCCGUUCACAGGACUCCUGAGAAUGCAGAUGAAGUGAGCAUAGAGGAGUGCCCUCUGUUGAUGCCCCAUCGAAGCCAGGUGGUGCUGAUCUCAACCUGCAACUGCGGACGACAACAGAGCACACGAGAAGACCCUUUCAUUCUCAAGGCUGCCAAUUUUGACUUCUACCUACGAGUCAGCGCUGACUGCUGCGGUGUCCUGGAGCGAAUCAACUUCCCAGCCUUUGAGCCUAGUGCAGCCGACCAGGACCAGGCGGCAGCAGCCGAGGGCGAAGAGCCACGUGUUGAACUUGAGCCCCCAAGAUCCCGGAGUAGAGCAAAGAGCUUGUCUCGUAGCGAAUCCAGCUCACGAAGUGCAUCACCAAUCUCAGAGUCAGACUUCAGCUCACAGUCACCAGUGUCAAGUGAUGACUCAGAUUCCGAGUCCUCUGACCGCGACGACAGUGACAAAAGCAUAUCAUUGUCAGAUGCCCGAACACAACAAACCGAUGACCCUGAUGAUGAUGACGCAGCCAAGGCAUCCCUCGUGCCCUCCAACACUGAAUAUCUCCCAGGAAUGUUGCAUUCACUGUGCCCUCCUGGUCUCCUUCCCAGCUAUAGUUCAUGGUCUCUUGUUUGCCUCGGGCCAUCAAGUCUCUACUCACACAAUAUUGGCAUCCAGGAUCAGCCUGGCUUUGUGGCUGGAACCAACUUCCUGCUGCCAUGGGAUGUGGCUGUCAAAGUUGACAAGGACCGCUGGCCCUCACUUUGGGAGGGCAAAAGGGCCCAGACCUGGAAGGGGAAAAAAAAUGGAAAAGGGGAUGGGAUGCAGUUCACUGUGAAAGUAUUCAUCGGGGUUGAAUACGAAUGCCACCAUGGCCACAGGUUUAUGUGCUCUUCACCUGAAAGGAUGCUACGUACCACAAGCACUGGCCUUGUUAAGGAUAAUGCCAACAAGAUAGCCAACAGUCACAUGCCACUGCAUUUCCCCUGUCUGUGCCGAUCUGCCAAGCCACAGGUAGCGCAGCUGAUGCGGCUGCACAUAGUGACACCCAAGGCUCCGGUGCACGUGACCUUGAAUCCACGAGUGCAGCCGGGCCCUUCGGCCCCCAUCUUUUUACCAGGCAACAAGGAGCCUGUCAAACUGUCCCAGUCAGCAUACUGGGUGUUGCGGCUUCCAUUUGUGUACGAAGGUGAUGCAGGACCUUACCUACCACCAAGGGACGGUGUUCCUUGCGAAGGAGCUCGGCUGCUAAGUGGCUGUUAUGGCAUUGUCGAGCAAGCACCUAUCCGGUGAAUCCAGUGAGACGUUUAGGCUGGUAAAGUACCGUUGCAAUUUUUGGACACCUCACUUGUGCUUCAUUUUGAUACAAAGUUAAGCACAACCAUAAUACGCUGUAUUAAUUGUGUGUCUGUGUAUAAUUGUAAAUAUGCAAAUAAAGCUGUGAUGGAAAAUGUU
Messenger RNA from Dermacentor andersoni, 2904 nucleotides. RefSeq names its product nonsense-mediated mRNA decay factor SMG8. Lineage: Eukaryota; Metazoa; Arthropoda; Arachnida; Ixodida; Ixodidae. Gene Ontology annotation, biological process: nuclear-transcribed mRNA catabolic process, nonsense-mediated decay. The record is from RefSeq and is a predicted model, not a curated record.